AGGUGGGGAGCUCAGAGCGGGUGGGAGCUGGGAGGCAGUGUGCGUGUGUGUGGCCACGCCGGUUGUGUGCAUCCGGGAGGGCUCUCUCAGCCCUGCCAUGCCUGCCGGCCCUGGGGAGGACUGGGGGGAGGAGGGGAGCUGACGUCUGGGGCCGCUUGGUGACGGCGACGAGGCUGGCCAGCCAGACGGAGGUGGCCGCACUGCCCGCUGCCAGCGAUGGGGGGACAGAUCACCCGGAGCACCCUCCGCGACUCCAUCGGGGGCCCCUUCCCCACCACUUCUCAUCGCUGCCACCACAAGCAGAAGCACUGCCCCCCGGUGCUGCCCGGCGGGGGGCUACCAGCCACACCGCUGCUCUUCCACCCCCACACCAAGGGCUCCCAGAUCCUCAUGGACCUCAGCCACAAGGCCGUCAAGAGGCAGGCCAGCUUCUGCAACGCCAUCACCUUCAGUAACCGCCCGGUGCUGCUCUACGAGCAAGUCAGGCUGAAGAUCACCAAGAAGCAGUGCUGCUGGAGCGGGGCCCUGCGGCUGGGCUUCACAAGCAAGGACCCGUCCCGCAUCCACCCCGACUCGCUGCCCAAGUAUGCCUGCCCCGACCUGGUGUCCCAGAGCGGCUUCUGGGCCAAGGCGCUGCCUGAGGAGUUUGCCAACGAGGGGAACAUCAUCGCCUUCUGGGUGGACAAGAAGGGCCGGGUGUUCUACCGAAUCAACGGCUCCACUGCCAUGCUCUUCUUCAGCGGGGUGCCCACGGCUGACCCGCUCUGGGCCCUGGUGGACGUCUACGGCCUCACUCGGGGUGUCCAGCUGCUAGGCUCCACCAUCCUGGCUGAGCGGGGCAUCCCGUCACUGCCCUGCUCCCCGGCCUCCACGCCGACCUCACCCAGCGCCCUGGGCAGCCACCUCUCCGACCUGCUGCUCAGCCCGAGCAGCCCUGGGCCUCUGGGGAGCCCUGCUGGUGGGACAGCCCCCAACUCGCCGGUGAGCCUGCCGGAGUCUCCCGUGACCCCAGGCGUGGGCCAGUGGAGCGCCGAGUGCACCAUCUGCUACGAACACGCAGUGGACACCGUCAUCUACACAUGCGGUCACAUGUGCCUGUGCUAUGCCUGCGGCCUGCGUCUCAAGAAGGCCCUGCAUGCCUGCUGCCCCAUCUGCCGCCGCCCCAUCAAGGACAUCAUUAAGACCUAUCGCAGCUCCUAGCCUGCUGCGGUGCCCUACUCUGCACGCCCAACUCUGCAGACUUUGGCCCAGUUCUAGCUGAGGGCAAGCCAGCAGGGCCUCUUCUCACCUUGGAAACUCUUUCCUUUUCCACUAAACCUGGGAAGCUGAGGCCUCUGAAGGCUGGAGCAGAGAAGGGGUCAGGGGCAGGAGCACCUCUCUCCUGAGGGGAGGCGCCAGCUGCCUUCUCCCCAGCUGCUCCCUGUGUGCCAGCUUAGUCUUACGUUGGGCUCUCACCUGUCCUGAUCCUUCCUCCCCAGGGCGGAUUUCUAGGAGGUCCCUGUAGUCUGUGUGGCACUGAGGUGAGAACUAGAAAAUGUGCACCUUCCUAUGGGCAGAGCCCCAGGCUGGGCACUGGCUCUCAGCGGGGAGGGCUUGGGUUUUAGCCUCGCGGGCCCCCAGCCAGCAGUGCUUGAGCAGCGUGCAGUCUCUGUGAGAGCCCUGGGUGGGCAGCUCUCCAGUUGCCAGCUUCCCCGAUGCAUCUCCACCCUCUGGGCCUGGCCAUGGUGGGUAAGACGGUGGCAGUGGGGUCUUGCGGUGUGGGUGGUCCUGGGCAGCCUGCGCCUGGCCUCGCCCUCUGCCCUCUGCCCUGAUCAUUUCACUCGGUGCUGCUGCUCAGGCUGGGUGUGGCUGGGGGCGCUGUGGUGUGGGGCCUCUGAGAGCAGGACUGUGGCUCCCCACAGGCCUGUGACCCCUCAGAGUCGACAUGCCACUGAGAGGGGCGGGGCUGGUCCUCUGGGCUACAACCAGCCCUCUUCCUUAUUUUAAUUUAUUUAUUUAUUUGGCUUGUGGGCUUUUUGUGUGAGUUCCUGUUCCUCAGAGUGCUGGUGAGGGUGGCAGUAGAGGGGGCUGCCACCCCAGAUCGCCCCGCCCACUGGGCUGGUGCUCCAGCCCGAGGGGCAGGGCGCUGUGUCCUGGCUCCCAUCAUGCUGUGCGGCAGUCACCUCAGCGCCCUCCCUUGGCAAGCAGGAUAUGGAGUUGUAGUCCCAGCUGCUCACCUGGCUGGGUAGUGGUCCUAAACCCCAGGUCCUCCUGUGCAACGUGGCUGUUCGGGGAUGGGGCAGGCUCUUGGGGUGGCUCUGGGGUUCUUCAGUGGGGCUGCCGAGGGGUGCGAUGUGGGGGAGACUUUGGGCUAGGCCUCAGUGUGCCAGCCUCACGAGGCUGGGGAGGACAUCAUGCCACUCCGGUGAGUGACCUAGAGCAAGGACGGGGGUCCUGGGGGAAAGAGGUUGACAGUGCAGGGGCUGCCUGGCCUGAGGCCGGGAGAAGCAGCCCUCACCCAUUUUGUUAGUGCUGGGUUGUUGAUGCCUCAUUGUGAACUCGGUGGCCGUGAUGUGAAUAAAGGUGAUUUCGUACCAGCCUGAAGGCUGGGUGUUACAUGUG
Messenger RNA from Fukomys damarensis (Damara mole-rat), 2601 nucleotides. RefSeq names its product neuralized E3 ubiquitin protein ligase 1 (gene Neurl1). The transcript has 5 exons. The record is from RefSeq and is a predicted model, not a curated record. Gene Ontology annotation, cellular component: postsynaptic density; plasma membrane. Bases 217 to 1200 code for a protein of 327 amino acids. Gene Ontology annotation, biological process: negative regulation of Notch signaling pathway; nervous system development. Gene Ontology annotation, molecular function: ubiquitin protein ligase activity. Lineage: Eukaryota; Metazoa; Chordata; Mammalia; Rodentia; Bathyergidae.